GGUUUGAAUUCAAAUCAAAUCCAGAGCUCUCUGUAGUGGCGCUCGAAAUUCUCUCUCUAGAGCCCCUCACCAGAAAAUUUAAGGGAACAAGCUUCAGUUCCGCCACAGAAGUCUACAACGGUCAUAUUCUUGCUUCACUUUCUUGCUCAUUUUGCUCUCUUUGCCGAUUUGAGGGAUUGGAGACGGAUCUUCCGCUGCUGUUUGGUUUCCAGGAAAAUGGUGGAAUCGAACCUGACUUACGAGGAAUGCCGACGCCAGAGGUUGGAGGAGAAUAAGAAGAGGAUGGAAGAACUUAAUCUCAACAAGCUAGCCGAUGCUCUGAAAUCUUCCAGCCCUAAAUCCUCUCCGCUAAAGCGUCCUCGUCAGCCACUCGAUAUCUCGUCCUUAAGUGUGAGAAGAUCCAGCCGUUUUGCGGAUAAGCCCCCUCCAAGCUAUAAGGAGGAGCCCAUUGAACCACUUGCAUGUUUAAGAAGGACUUAUCAAAGGAGGGAUUUGUUGAAUCGGGUUUAUGCUUCAGAUGUGGAAAGGCAAUAUGCCAUUGACAGAGCACGAGACCUUCAAUCUAGCCUGGAGUCUAGAUACCCAAGUUUUGUGAAGCCCAUGCUUCAAUCACAUGUCACCGGGGGAUUUUGGCUGGGUCUCCCAGUUCAUUUUUGCAAGGCACACCUUCCCCUUGAGGAUGAAAUGUUAACUCUGGUGGACGAGGAUGAAAAUGAGUUCCAAACAAAAUACCUUGCCGAAAAAACAGGUCUUAGUGGUGGUUGGAGAGGGUUUUCCAUUGAUCACCAGUUAGUAGAUGGGGAUACUUUGGUGUUUCAGUUAAAUAAGCCGACUGAAUUCAAGGUGUAUAUCAUCAGGGCAUACAAUUUAGAAGACAAAGAAAACAUCCAUGAGGAUUCUGAUGUCACCCAAUUGGAAAGUAAUGGCAAAAGAAAUACUGGAUCAGGUAAAGGAGAUAACGGCAAGGAUUCAAAUGUAUCCCCUUUGGAAAAAAGUGGAAAAAAGUUUACUAGAUCAUCGGGGCGUAAAACCAGGGCUAAUAAAUCUGAAGAUAAAGCAGCUAACGGCGAGGAUUCCGGCGUCUCCCAGUUGGAAACAAGUGGCAAAAGAACUACAAGAUCAGGAAGUAAAGGGAAAAAGUAGCUCAAGAUUUGCCUUCUUCUCCCCACAAGGUUUAUUAUAAGUAUCCCUAACCAAGGCUUUUUGAC
Molecule: messenger RNA, 1208 nt
Organism: Cucurbita maxima (winter squash)
Lineage: Eukaryota; Viridiplantae; Streptophyta; Magnoliopsida; Cucurbitales; Cucurbitaceae
Product: B3 domain-containing protein At3g19184-like
Exons: 7
Coding region: 217-1143 (308 amino acids)
Molecular function (GO): DNA binding
Source: RefSeq, a predicted model, not a curated record